AUGUCCGAACCCGGCCCCGAGUCCAUUCCUACCAGCGCCGACCCGCGCAGCAAAAGACCCGUCAAGCGUCGCGCAGUCACCCCGCACAGCGAACAAGCGUCGCAAAUCGAGCAUCUCUUCCGCGAUCCGAACAAGGAAGUCCGACUGCCAGACCCGUCAAAGCAACGGACAAGCUCGUCGCUGGCUCCCCCGCCGGAAAUCGUUGCCAAUGUCCAAGGUUCCUCGGCCGGUGCGGGCUCUGGCGAGUUCCACGUUUACAAGGCGAGUCGCCGGAGGGAAUACGAGCGUCUCCGCAUGAUGAAUAGCGAGGUGGAGAAGGAAAAGGAGGAUCAGGCGUGGAAGCAAAAGAUUGAAGAAGCCAGGCGGAGGGAUGAGGAGAAGACCCAGAAGAACCGGAGGAGGAGGGAAAAGAGGAAUGCAGUAAAGAAGAAGAGCAACAACAACGAGGGGAAUAAUGGGGGCAAUAAGGACGCUCCGAGCGUCAAGAGGGGACCGGAUGGGAUGGCGGUUGAUGAGGCAUUCAGGCGCAUAGAGAACAGGCGGAGGGAGGAGGAAGAUCAAAUUACCGCAGGAGACGGGCCUGAUGUGUCUGUUGAGACACCUGGCGUGAUCAUUCACGAGGACUAG
Messenger RNA from Aspergillus clavatus NRRL 1, 627 nucleotides. Its product is annotated as PRKRIP1 family protein. NCBI's taxonomy places the organism in Eukaryota, Fungi, Ascomycota, Eurotiomycetes, Eurotiales, Aspergillaceae. Gene Ontology annotation, cellular component: nucleolus. The coding region runs from base 1 to 627 and encodes 208 amino acids. The record is from RefSeq and is a predicted model, not a curated record. Gene Ontology annotation, molecular function: protein kinase inhibitor activity; double-stranded RNA binding; protein kinase binding. The transcript has a single exon. Gene Ontology annotation, biological process: negative regulation of protein kinase activity.